This is a messenger RNA of Trichoderma reesei QM6a, 1911 nucleotides long. Its product is annotated as 3-deoxy-7-phosphoheptulonate synthase. Gene Ontology annotation, molecular function: 3-deoxy-7-phosphoheptulonate synthase activity. NCBI's taxonomy places the organism in Eukaryota, Fungi, Ascomycota, Sordariomycetes, Hypocreales, Hypocreaceae. Gene Ontology annotation, biological process: aromatic amino acid biosynthetic process. The record is from RefSeq and is a predicted model, not a curated record. The coding region runs from base 271 to 1695 and encodes 474 amino acids. The transcript has 3 exons.
CAGAGUGCUGACGUGCGCUCAUCAAGGCAUCUCGUUGAAUCUGGCACUAUCAAUCACAACAACUCGGGAUUGCCCUCUCACCUUCAGAGGUGAAAUCCUUGACUCACUGGUCCCUUGAUUCGCACUCACUGCAUCUCGGGGCUUUGUUGCGUCACCGAGGCCAUUUUACAACAAGGCCGUCAGCCUCGUCCUUCACCUGAGUGCUCUUGCAAACACCAUCCUUCCGACUCCCCAUCUCAGCCAGCCUCUCCCCUCCUCAGCCUCACCACCAUGGCUCAACAGUCAACCCUCCCCGAGGACAUCGCCUCCCAGCCCUGGGACCCCUCGACCUGGCGCUCCAAGCCCAUCAAGCAGUCCCCCGCCUACCCGGACCCCUCCAAGCUCACAAAGGCCGCCGCCGAGCUCUCGCGGAUGCCCCCCCUGGUGCACCCCAACGAGAUCAACGCCCUCAAGGCGCACCUGCGCGAGGUGGCCCAGGGAAACGCCUUCCUGCUGCAGGGCGGCGACUGCGCCGAGCUCUUUGACUACUGCGAGCAGGGCGCCAUCGAGUCCAAGAUCAAGCUGCUGCUGCAGAUGAGCCUCGUGCUCAUCUGGGGCACCAACAAGCGCGUCGUGCGCAUCGGCCGCAUGGCCGGGCAGUAUGCCAAGCCGAGGUCCAGCCCGACGGAGAUUGUCGAUGGCAAGGAGCUGCCCAGCUUCAGGGGGGACAUUCUCAAUGGCUAUCACGUCGAUGAGCGGGAGAUUGACCCCAAUCGUCUCAUCAAAGCAUACCACCACUCUGCCGCCACCCUCAACUACAUCCGCACCGCCCUCGCCUCGGGCAUCGCAGACCUCCACCGCCCCCUGGACUGGGGCCUGGGCCACGUCCGCGAUCCCGCCCUCAAGGAAAAGUACCAAAAGAUCGCCUCGAGCAUCCAGCAGACGCUGCGCUUCCUCCAGGUCAUCAACGCCCGCCCCGGCGAGCUCGAGACGGUCGAGCUCUACACCAGCCACGAGGGCCUCCUGCUCGAGUACGAGCAGCCCCUGACGCGCCUCCUCGAGAAGCCCACGCACCCCGGCCCCGUCGCCGGCAGCAGCAGUGAAGAGGCCCGCAAGGAAUACUACGACACCUCGGCGCACUUUGUCUGGAUCGGCGACCGCACGCGCCAGCUCGACCACGCGCACGUCGAGUUCUUCCGCGGCAUCGCCAACCCGAUCGGCAUCAAGGUCGGCCCCUCGACGCCCACCGAGGACCUGCUCGCCCUCCUGCGCACCCUCAACCCGUCCCGCGAGCCGGGCAAGAUCACGCUCAUCACGCGCUACGGCGCCGCCAAAGUCGCCGCCCUCCUGCCCAAGCACAUCCGCGCCGUCGAGGACUCCGAGUACCGCCGCUGCGUCGUCUGGCAGUGCGACCCCAUGCACGGCAACACCCUCUCGACGCCGACAGGCAUCAAGACGCGCCGCUUCAACGACAUCUACAGCGAGCUCGAGCAGUCGCUGCGCAUCCACAAGGAGCAGGGGAGCUACCUCGGCGGCGUCCACCUCGAGCUCACGGGCGACGCCGUGACGGAGUGUCUGGGCGGCAGCGAGGGGCUUGACGAGGAUGACUUGUCGACGAAUUACACGAGCUUCUGCGAUCCGAGGCUGAACGAGAAGCAGGCGCUUGAGUUGGCGUUUUUGGUGGCUGAUCAUUAUUCGAGGGAGCAUAAGAAAUGAGCUGGUUACGAACGUAUGGUAUAUAUAUACGAGGAACCAAGUCAUAAUGUGAAAAAAGGGGUGGGGAAAAAAAGAAAAAGAAAAGAUAUAUAUCUCAUGAUAGGUAUGAGAGAUUGCACGAAAGACGGCGGCUAUUUUUGCAUAUGUGUAUAUAUAUAUCAAUCAGCAAAUCUUGGCCUGAGGUUCACAAGACGGACAAAAAGAAGUACAAGAGGU